Molecule: messenger RNA, 1004 nt
Organism: Dendronephthya gigantea
Lineage: Eukaryota; Metazoa; Cnidaria; Anthozoa; Malacalcyonacea; Nephtheidae
Product: centromere protein O-like
Exons: 12
Coding region: 1-909 (302 amino acids)
Cellular component (GO): Mis6-Sim4 complex; kinetochore
Source: RefSeq, a predicted model, not a curated record
AUGAAGAUGGCGGGUAACGAAAGAGAGGUGUUUAUGAAAGGAAAUACUCUACGAGAGUUUGAAAGGCUUAGAAAAAAAUCUAGCAGUGUCUCAGAAGGUCGUUUACACUGGACGAAAGAUGAUGAACUGAUUGAACUUGAACAAGAAUAUAACGAAUUAUUAAAACAAAAAGAGGAAUUGACAAAGAGAGUGAAUGAAGGAUCUUUAUUAAACCAACUUCAUUGUUAUGUUCAGAAACAUGCAGAAGAUGGAAUUGCUUCCCUCGGUGAUCUUGCAGAUGAAAACAAUCUCUGCAAAGCAAUUGAACUCGUCAAAAAGAAAAAGUUGAUGGAGACUUAUAAUAUAUAUCGGUUGACUGGCUUGGCAUUUGUGUUGUUGGAUGAAAACUGCGUACGUUUUUGUUUGGACACAUUUUAUAAAGAAUGUUACCAUGAACCUUUCUAUAUUGAAAUUAAAAUUGAAGAUGAAAAAGUUCAGAUAUUAAAACACACCAUUCCAUUCUUUAUACCACUUGAGGAAAUCCACCAGAAAUAUAAAACUUCUGCUUGCAUCAAGGAGUUACUUGCAGUCAUAAGUGGGUAUCUGAAGGCUUUUGUUUCAAGAAGACAACAGUGUGCUCAGGUGAAAUCUGAAAGAGAUGACUAUUCUGUGAAAGAUUUCUAUGCCACACCUGCAUUUGAUUUUGUUAAAUUUGCACUGAAGUUUUCUAGAGAUGAUUCUCCAGGCUUUGAAGUGAAGCUUAAAUACAGCAAUCUCAAUCAAACACUGCCAAACGCUGUGGACCUAAAAUGCUUUGAAAAUUGCGAAGAUGUUCAAGACAACAAGUUAAAAGAUGAUCUUCGAGGAAAUCUGCUUUCUUUGGAAAUAAAAGAAGCAAUUUUAAACACUCUUUGGUGCUGUUGUUCAUAAGAGGAAAUUAGGCUGGCAUGGUUAAUUGUACAUAUAAAGAAAUAUUUAUUCAGAAAUGGUGUUGUCUGGAUGGUACAUGUAAAAUAUAGCAAAUA